AUGACUGAAGUGAUAAAAAUAGGUCGCAAAUCAAGGCUAUUAUGGAUAAAAGCUGCUGAUGAUCCAUCUGCAGCUGAAUGGGAACGAAUAUUCGACGGUUAUGAUGCCACAGUGGAUUGGCCAGCUGCUCGUUUCUGGAAAACUUUAAUUCAAUAUUAUCCGGAUGCUAAAGUCAUUCUGAAUGUUCGUGAUGCUGAAAAAUGGUAUGACAGUGUUAAAAAUACUAUAUAUAAACUUGCUGGAACUUUUCCUGAUGGUACUACCGUGUAUAAAGGCUCAGUUCCACCUGCUAUGACUACUGAUGCUGUGAAUUAUCUUCGUGAUGGAAACGUUAAAAUGUUUCAAGUCAGCGAGACCAAAACAUAUCCUAAUUUAGCUAAUCUCUAUUUUGGAAUGAGAAAAGAAUUUCACACUUGGCAUUAUUCUGGCGGUAAACUCUUAACUGGUUGCUGGACAGGUGUCACUGUUUAUCAAUAUAUCAAUCAUCCAUAA
Molecule: messenger RNA, 492 nt
Organism: Rotaria sp. Silwood1
Lineage: Eukaryota; Metazoa; Rotifera; Eurotatoria; Philodinida; Philodinidae
Source: the annotation of a GenBank genome assembly